GCGGGUGGCAGCGCGCAGCAGUCUUAGCCAGACCAUCUACAUGCACAACCUCUCGACCUGGGGGCCUCGCCUGAAGAAGCGAAUCGAGGCGAGCCAGGACUCCAUCUUCAUCUUCCCCGAGACGCACGCCGGCGCUGACGGGAGCAACGAGAUCUUAGAGUACUUGGGCUUCAAGGGCUGGAAGGCGGUGGUCACGCGUGCCCAGCGCAGCAAGAGAGCGGAGCUUGCUGGAGGCACGGGGCUGGCAGUUCGGAGUCAGUACUCCGUGCAGUCCCUGCGGCACCUCGCGAUCCUCGUCGUGGGCAUCUACCUCGCGCCGUCCAUCGGGGUGAGAGGCGAGAGCCAGGCGAAGCUGGCGCGGUUGACAGCGCUCGUGCUCGGACGCGCUGGGCCUUGGGUCGCCAUCGGAGACUGGAGCGCGGGGCCGUGCGAGUUCAAGCAGGCGGGCUGUUCGACGCUGCUGGAUGCGGUGGUGCGGACGCCCACAGACGUGAGCUACGCCUGCGCGCGCAACCCCGCGCGCGUGCUAGACUGCGCGCUGCGUUCGGGGCCUGUCUGGUUCAUCCUGGAGAGCGUGGAGUCGGGCCAGAGCGAUGCGGGCCCCAACAGCAAGGGGUGCAGGCAGAAGGCGAAGGACAAGGAGCAGAGCUUCAACGAGAGGCUAGAGUGCGCUGCAGAAGGGUCGGAGCUCCCGGCCUCUCUGGAGCCCGCCCGCCCGGGCGCGAGCGGCGGCGCUUUCGAGCCCGUCCGCUGCGAGGCCCUGCCGGGCGAGUGCAAGGUCGUGAACGGGGAGAUGGGCGACCUUUUCGGCGAGAGCGAGUCCAGCAAAGGGGGCGGCCCUUUCAGCGACUACAGCGAGCAGGAGGAGGCGAAGGGGCCGAGGGCUACCGCCGACCAGAUCUUCGGCAUCGGGCUGGAGGAGCGCGGCCAGCUGCGGCCCCCCCAGGACUCGGCAGAGUACGAGCUCGACCCCAGCGGAGCCAACGAGCUUGGCGCGCAGUUCGGCGCGUGGGUCCACGCGACGGAGCAGUUCUACCCGAGCAUGCUGAGGAUUGCGCCCAGCGAGAGGCGCGUGCACAGCGGGCGCGGGGAGGCGGUUUGCUUCUCCAUGGGGGCUGUCCCCGGGGAUGACGCACUGUCGCGCGAGAUCGGCGGCUCGAUCUCUUGGUGUGGUGCGCUGUCAUCGUGCUUGGUGGAGCUGCGGCGAUGCGGGGGGGGGGGAGGGCAGCGUGGCCAGCGCCUGAAGGGGCGAAUCCAGGCCGUGGCCGCCGUCGCCCCCGACGGCGGCAUCGUCGAGAUGACGAGCGAGCAGGUGAGCGGGGCGCUGAUUGCUUGCGCCAACUGGGUGAAGGAGCAGGAGGCGAUCGGCGGCGGCAAGCUGCGCCGUCGCACUCGUGACAAGACGAGGGCUACCAUUUUGACGCGGCUCGCGGCGGCGAUCGAUGAGGAGUGGACCCCCAUCACCGUCGAGGGGCUCGGCCACGCGAUCGACGGCGCGUCGCAGAGCAAGGCGAAGGGCAUCGAGCAGAUGGGGGCUUUGGCGUAUACGUGGCUGCCCCCGAGCGCGAGGAAGGGGUUGCUGAACAUUUUGGUCAGCAUCGAGCGCGAGGGGGCGUGGGCAUGGCAGCUUAUGGUCGCGCUGGUGAGCCUACUUCGGAAGGUCGCUGGGGGCGAUCGAGCGUUUGGGCUGCUCUCGGAGGUGGAAGAGAUCUGGUUCAAUAUCAGGGGCGACUACACCAAUGAGUGGGUGCAGCACGUGGCGGGCAAGUGGGGCGCCGCGGCGGCAGGCAAAGGCGCUCUGAAGGAGGCGCGCUGGUGCGUUCGUUCGCCGACGGGGUGGGCGCCCAUGAAGGUGUGCGCGGCGACGGCGCUGUGGAGCCUGGUGGAGUUCUACGACGCAACGGAGCCGCUCCUCAUCCUGGUGGAGGGCCCCAGGCUCAGGCUUCCAGCUCGCGCGUUGCACUUGGAAGUGCUGAACCACCUGGGCGCGCGGCUAGUCAGGGAGCGGUCGGCUUGCGCGGCUCCGGUCUCCCAAGAGCGCUCUGCAUGUGCUGGGGCGCGCCGAGGCAUCGACUUCGGCAGGGUGGCGUUGUGCGCCGCGCUGGGGAGGAUCAGCAGCAAGUGCCAGACGGUGUUCGCGCGCGCGUGGGUCGACGCCGUCGCGGCGAGGCUGGAGGGUUCCCGUCGCGAGGCCGCGCUCGAGCAGUCCAUCAAGUCGGUCGUCAUCGGCAACGACGUGGAGGUCGUGGAGGAGAUCGCGCUGAAGCUUCGGGCGCGCAACAUCAUGGUGCAGGUGAAGGGUCAGGCCCCAGCUGUGGACAUUGACUGGGGCCGCGGCAUCGGCGGGGGCAAGGCGAGCGCGCGAAGCGCGCCGUCCGCGCGGGCCGCCGGGGCAGCCAAGGCGCUGAAGAUGGCGCGCUAUGGCCGCAGAGCCCGAGGAAGGGCCAGGCAGGUUGUGUUGCGCGGGUCCCUACCUCGAUCGGCCUACUCGCGCCAGGUGUUUGGGGUGGCGCCCGGCGUGGUGGCGAUGUGGAGGCGACGGUUGGCCUCGGUGGUCGCCCCGUGGCUUCGGGGCCGGGGCCGGUGCUUCGCGGCGCUGAUGCAUCUGGAGCUCGGCGUCAGCGACCCGGCCUUCGGUGCGACGUUCGCGCUGCUGGACUCGUGGGUGCGCGUCGACAGCGACCCGAGGCGCAGGCAGAAGGUCAGCAUCAUGUGGCCGAGGAUCGUCGGCAGCAUGCGGAGCAAGUUGGCGCGGCAGAGGUGGCGUGGAGUCACGGGCGCCACAAGCGCCAUGGUGAACACGCUGAUGGGCUUGGG
Molecule: messenger RNA, 2817 nt
Organism: Prorocentrum cordatum
Lineage: Eukaryota; Dinophyceae; Prorocentrales; Prorocentraceae
Source: the annotation of a GenBank genome assembly